Messenger RNA from Paramecium tetraurelia, 594 nucleotides. RefSeq lists its product as uncharacterized. The transcript is spliced from 2 exons. Lineage: Eukaryota; Ciliophora; Oligohymenophorea; Peniculida; Parameciidae. The record is from RefSeq and is a predicted model, not a curated record.
AUGCCAUAAGAAGACAUAGUGUAGAAAUUAUUGCAAAGAAUUUAAAUUCUUGUAGAUGAAGUUGAAACUUUGACUGCCUUGGUGGAUAGCAAUGCAUUAGAAUAAUAAGAGAUGAAUUAAAAAUAUUAAAAUUUAAUGGAGCUAUACCGAUAGAAGGAACUCGAGUGUUCAGAAUUGUAGAAUAAACUCAAUUAACAAUUUAGACUAAAUGUGAAAGACCAUUUGUAGUAAAUUAGUGAAGAGAGAUAGCACAUAACUUCCUUAUUAGUGCAUCAAAGAAAUGAUGUGCCUGAAACAUAAAAUCAAGCAUUGUAUCAAUUAUGCUAAUAGAAAACUGCCGAGAAUCAAUUGUUGAGAAAUAGACAAGAUCAAUUGGAAUAAGAAAAUGCAUUUUUACAUUCAGAAAAUAUAAGAUUGAGAACUUAUAUACAACAUGAAAAGAUGUUCAGAUAAUUGGAAUAUUUUAAUGGAAAUUACAACCCUUAAACUGUGGCACCAGGAUAGAAUGUGGAAAUUCCUAAUAUAGUUUUGGAUCCUAUGUAUGAGUAGAAAUACUUACAAGAAUAUUUGCAGUCUAGACAAGUAGUUUAGUGA